This is a messenger RNA of Toxoplasma gondii ME49, 3202 nucleotides long. RefSeq lists its product as hypothetical. The coding region runs from base 1181 to 2794 and encodes 537 amino acids. NCBI's taxonomy places the organism in Eukaryota, Apicomplexa, Conoidasida, Eucoccidiorida, Sarcocystidae. The record is from RefSeq and is a predicted model, not a curated record. The transcript is spliced from 3 exons.
CAUUCUACCUGGAGAAACACAAAAACAAACGUCACCGCGUCAACUCACGGACGAGUGCAGGUGUCGCUACGGGUCCAAAUGCACUGGUUUCCCAGGACAAUACCAUCCUGGAUGCUGCGUUUCCAACUUUGGAUCGAAGGGAGAGCCAGGUGUAUACUUUCGAAACGCCGCGACAAACUGCGGACGUUGCAACGUUGAGGCCGAUGCCAACGACACAGAGGUCAUCACUACUGUCAAACAGCCGCGACGCACCAUCCCGAGCUCUAGGUCGUCAGUCAAACGCAGUAAAUAUUACCGAAUUCUUUCGUGGUCCGACGGAGCCAAUGCUGCAACCUGAUGUCGAGGACACCAGCCGGAAGCUGAAGGCCGAAGUACAGAAGGAAGUGCAUGAUGUGGUCAAGGUACGGCACAUCGUUCUUGCUGACCUAGCAAUCAGCUGAAGACGUGUGGAGGAUUCCCGUACGUCGUGUCUGUUCUUACCUACGCAACUGACCAAAAACCCUAAUGGACUGUGUAUUCAAGAAACCGCGUUUGCAUCCAGCUUCGUUUGCCGCUUCAGACAUUCCAUACAAUCCUCAAAGACGAAAUCAAAGGGCUGCAAACACAACUCAAGAAUAUCGAGGUAACGUGCCUAUUCCUUCAGCACAUGAUCCGCCCGUUUUCACGGUGCAUAGCUCGCGGAAGCGCCACAGGCAUGGAAUAUGAGACCGGUUGUAGAGUGACAUGUCAGCGGACGGCAAAGACAUGGUGCUGUCGGCUGCGCCGCAGGCGCGUUUUUUCUGACUGAUUUUCCCUUCGGCUUUUCUCCUCAGGCGCUUCCUCCAACGCGCACUCAGCAGGUACUCUCGGACGAGUGCUUGCAAACGUCGAGUACAGCAGGAAAACCAGUGAGCAGUCAAAACCAGAAGGGCCGCCUCAUUAUGCAGUUCUAUUGUGAGAGUGAACGGUGUCAUUUCAAGAUGAAAAAAUGACAAUGCACCAGAUCUUUGUGCCGUCACAGAAGUCAAUAGUGAAUUUGCAUUAUCAGAGUAGCAGGAUGCUGGUAACCCGGGAAGUGAAAACCGGCUUUUUCAAAACAGAAUGAGUUUAAGAUCUCGUUCAUUCCGCUACCUCACACAUCUGUACUGCGUAUCUCCAGUUUCCCCGUCACCACAGCCAGAUCCAAGAACGAACCCGCGCGAUGAAUCUUUCUUGUUUGCAGACGGUGGGAGACGGAGGUGACCGUCAAGAUAUUAGUGAUAGCUCCUGUUCAGACGCAGGGAAGUCCAUGCAAGCACAAGAUCCAAAUCCGCCUCCCCAUCCUAUCAGCGCGUCUACUACGCCAGUACCGUCCUCUCCGCAAGCAGCCGGGACGGCAGCUAAAACCGCAUGUGCAUCAGCUUCAGAGGGCGAACUAUCAGAAGAUGCUAAAACGUUGCGACAAGCCGUCCACGCGUUGCUCACGUUUUCGCACAGGGAAUUCCUUCUUCGGUCUCAGUUGACGGACGUCGUGAAACACAACACGAAACCUCCUCCAGAAGAAAUUGAACGGCAGCUCGGCUUACCAGCUACAACUAUUUCAUCACAGCUGACGAAGACCUUCUUAACUGCAGGGUUCCAGCAUUACCAGCGUUCUGGAAUGACCACAGGGAACGCACCUCAGAACUUCGAGCCAAUCAAUUGUCCUCCUUCGUUGUCUCGCACGGAUGGCAGUUGUUGCUACCGCCUGCACAAGGAAGUGCCCCCUCGGCGAUUCUCAUUGAUGCCCAAGUUUUUCCGCUUCCGAGACAGAAUGCGAAACAAUGCAUCGUACAACAUUAAAUUUCCGCCUCCAGUCCUGGCUAACACAAACUUUUCCAAUCCAGUGGUGCCGUCACUUCCCCUCCCAAUAGCUUUCCCAGGUUUCACAGCAGGAGGUCCACACGGGUAUACUCAUGAGAGUCCUGACUUCCAGCAGGCGCCGAGAACCUUUCACGCAGGAGCGGCUUCUGGAAUGCCAACAGCAGGACAAGGGGAUCCGGUAACUGCCUCAUACGCUGUGGAGGAACAUCCGUCGCACCCGUAUGGCUCUGCUGUAACCCCCUCACCACCUGUGCGCCCUGUCGUAGAGAUUCGGCCAUAUCAGACCGAUAAAGGACCGGCGACCAGUCCACAAGGGCCGGAGGUUCAACAAACGGAGGGCAUAGGGAACUCUGACCAGACGAAUGGGUCUCGGAUCGAGGCCGUCACCGAAAGGCGAAGCUCUCAUCUCGUUCACCGUCGUGCAUCAUCCGCUGGACCUGCCACUGUUGUGCCGCUUGGUUCUGCAUUCGACAGUGGCUUGGCCCACGAGAGCAUUCAAGAACCCCACAGGUCAAAGUCUCUCGCUGAGUCCAACUAUGUUCAGCCCGGCGCAGUCGGCGAUUCCUUCGGCGGCGAGCCCUGUGUGCAAGACUACUACGUUCCUGAGCCUCGACAUGCGCUGUCACCCUACGAUGCGAGAGGGUCUCUGGCUGGGAAAAGCUCAUGGCCUGCGCCAAGCAGCUGGGUGUCGUCGAAUGCAUUUCUCCCGUCCGGUGCAGAUAUCAAGAGGACCGAGCCUCAUGCAAUUCUCACGGAGUCAGGGAUGCCUCCAGUCGCUGGAAAUCGUCUAAUGACUAUCGGACCUUGGGAAUCCAAGGUUGAUUCCUCAGAACCAUCUGUUGCCGGGCAUAACGCAUUCAGCCACGAACCCCCUCCCGUUGCCGUGAACGGAGACGGCAGCCGCUUCAGUGGAUCUCAGCAGGUCCGGGGAACAGACCGAGGACCAUGGCAAUACAUGGUCCAGGAGGACUGACAACACACUCAUUUUGUUGAGAGACGUCCUCAACAAAAACUAUCCAUUUAUCGAAAACGGUAAUUCGUGGCUGUAUCUGUAUUACCCUGUCGAGGAGUUACCGCGUACAGACAGAAGCUGUGCCAGUUCACAUGUGCAUCGGCGGCCGCCAUUGAAUAGGCGGAGAACGCGUUUCGUGUUUGUAGUACCACUUUUCAUGUGCCCGUCUCGAUGGGGCAUCGAGAAAUAGAUCCGGAACUAGCUGCGGAUCGUAUAACUGAUCUUGCCUUCUCCCCUGGCAUAAUGUUCUUUCCUCCAGGUACAUCGUUUUUGCUGUAACGUGGCAGCGCAACUCCGGGAAGAUUGUGCAGUCCCUCGAAAGUCCUUGCUGUGUCGUCAACACGAGGACUGCCGGUAUUUUGUUUUCAC